Trichogramma pretiosum is the source of this 2878-nucleotide messenger RNA. RefSeq lists its product as uncharacterized. The record is from RefSeq and is a predicted model, not a curated record. The coding region runs from base 116 to 2062 and encodes 648 amino acids. The transcript is spliced from 6 exons. Lineage: Eukaryota; Metazoa; Arthropoda; Insecta; Hymenoptera; Trichogrammatidae.
CUCUCUUCCUCUUCUACCUCUUCUUCUUUUCCUAUAUUCUGUGCUCUACGAGUGACCGAAGCUGGAGUCGUCUCGCAGUGAUAAUCAAAAAUAGGGCACGAGAGAUUCAAUCAAGAUGGAAAAGACGCGAAGGAGUUUACGACUCGUGCUGUCGAUUUUGCUAUCGAUACUGCUGGCAAAUGUACACGGAGAAGCACCUCUGGACAGCAGCGCUCUCCCGUUGGAGCAUAGAUCGGUGUACGGACCCCCGGCGCAGUACGGAGCGCCGGCCCUGCCGCACGGCGGCGCCGAGGAGAACUGGCCCCUCGCCACGUCGGACACGCCUCAGAUCAAGCACCUGCAGGUGCAGUGCGAGAAGACCCACAUGCGAGUCAACAUCGAGUUCGACCGGCCCUUCUACGGCAUGAUCUUCAGCAAAGGCUUCUACUCGGAUCCUCACUGCGUCCAUCUGAAGCCCGGCACAGGCCACCUGAGCGCCACCUUCGAGAUCUUCCUCAACUCGUGCGGCAUGAGCUCGUCGGCCAAUCACAACGUCGCACCCUACGGCUCGCCCACGCCGUCGGGCAGCUACGUCGAGAACACCAUCAUCAUCCAGUACGAUCCCUACGUGCAGGAGGUCUGGGAUCAGGCGAGAAAGCUGCGCUGCACCUGGUACGACUUCUACGAGAAGGCCGUGACCUUCAGGCCGUUCCAAGUCGACAUGCUCCACGCCGUGACGGCCAACUUCCUGGGCGACAAUCUGCAGUGCUGGAUGCAGAUUCAGGUGGGCAAGGGCCCGUGGGCUUCCGAGGUCUCCGGUAUCGUCAAGAUCGGCCAGACCAUGACGAUGGUGCUGGCCAUCAAGGACGACGAGAACAAAUUCGACAUGCUGGUGAGGAACUGCGUGGCUCACGACGGAAAGAGAGCACCGAUUCAACUGGUUGAUCAGUACGGCUGCGUCGUCAGACCUAAGAUCAUGUCUAGAUUCCAAAAGAUCAAGAACUUCGGACCGUCGGCCUCCGUGGUGAGCUUCGCCUACUUCCAGGCCUUCAAAUUCCCCGACAGCAUGAACGUGCACUUCCAGUGCGUCAUUCAAGUCUGCAGGUACAACUGCCCCGAGCCCAAGUGCGCCGGUCAUCCCGGUCUCGAGGGCUACUCGUCGAACAACAACAUCGCCUCGGAGUACGGAGCUCCGGUUCAUCAAGGAAUCUCGUCCGAGUACGGAGCACCACCGAUACCCGAGUACGGAAUUCCACCGGCUUACGCCGAUCCUCGCCAUCCUAGCGGUCCUACUGGCGCCUACAGUGAGCCAAGUCCCGACGUAGUGCCAGCCCCGCAAGCUCAAGUCUCCUCGUCGUCGCCAAGCUCGACGUCGUCGAACAACAACCAGAACAACAACGACAACACAGCCAGCAGCUCGGCACCUCAGAGCGCCGCUCAAACUGCCCAGCAGCAACAGCAAGACGUUCAUUUGCCACCCCCACCACUACCUGGACACCCAGCCACGACUUACCAAACCGUGAAGAGGAAAGGAACGGUGGGCAGCGAUGAACUCGAGGGUAACCUCGCCACACUCGGCGGCAGGCCGAGGUCAGUCGAAGGUCUCUCCGCUGAAUUGCGAGGAGUCAGGAGGAGGAGAAACGUCAUCGAGAUUAACAAAGAUCAAAUUGAGGAUACCUUCCACACGAUAAAGCUGGUAGCCACCCCCACGAAUCACGUGUACAAACGCGCCGCCCAAGAGAUGACGGACGUCAACACCUCGCGCAUCAUCCAGGUGGUGGCGCCGGGCGACGUGAAUUUCGCCCUCGGCACCCAGGGCGGCGCCGACAACGACACGACGACGGUCGUGAUCCAGGACGCCGCGACGAACACAGACCCGGAGACGAUCUGCAUGUCUCUACCCGGUUUCGUCGGUGGCCUCGUGAUGCUGCUGCUGGUGAUCGUCGUCGCCUCGCUCGUGGCGGCCUUCCUGUACGUGCGCGUGCGCCAGGUCGAUCGCAAGACCGCCGGUUUCGCCAAUAUGGGCUUCGCCCAUCCGGCCUACAUGGCGGAGAAUCAUCCCGAGCUCGUCAAAGUCAAAUGAGAGAGAAUUGAUAUGAAACAGAAGAAAAAAACGUUCGAAUUUUUUAACUCAACUUGUUAUUUACAUUCUUAGUAGUGGAGAGGGAGAAAAGCGAAAAAAAUAAGAAGAAGAGAGUGCAGAAAGCGUAGUGCGAUACACGCUUAUGCAUUAUAUACAUAUUAUAUAUAAUAUACAUAGGGACUGUCGUUAAGAAUUAACUCGCGUCCUCUCUCCGAGCGUCCAAAGGUGGCCAAAAAGAAAAGCGGAGCGACCACCGCACGUGCGAAUUAGCUACACACACACGGUGGCCUCUCAAAGCAACUAAGUAUAUAUAAUACACACUCGACAUAAAUAUAUAUACACGCAGUCAUCGUCGUUUACUUUACUCCGAUAUAAACAGAAGACACAGGCAAAUCUCCACACACCAAAGUAUACACGCAUCCUUCAGCUGUAAAGCAAACGACGACGACUACGAGGAUGCUUCAUAAUACAUAUUAGAAUCUAUAUUAUAAUAAAAAAAGACACACAUAUACAUACAAAAAAAAAUUAUUAUACAUAAAGGUAAAGACUGAGACAUCGUUCGGAUGUUAAGCGUUGAUGGUGUAUUGACGGGAGACAAAGUCUUGAUGAUAAUUCGAAAGUGAGCCGACUGUGGCAAUGUCACGUGUAAAUAUAGACCGCUGACGCGCGCGCCAAACUCCGUGCAUUGUUAUUUUUUUAAUUCAUGUAAAAGGCAACAAUCGAAAGAGCGAGGAAACGUGAUGCGAGUUAUGUUUAUAAUGUACGCGCGGUUUUUGCGGAAAGAAUGCAUCAUUAUUAUUAUUAUUAUAUUAUACG